Messenger RNA from Ochotona curzoniae (black-lipped pika), 3950 nucleotides. It is a transcript of the gene PTPDC1, whose product is annotated as protein tyrosine phosphatase domain containing 1. Lineage: Eukaryota; Metazoa; Chordata; Mammalia; Lagomorpha; Ochotonidae. Gene Ontology annotation, molecular function: protein tyrosine/serine/threonine phosphatase activity. Gene Ontology annotation, biological process: protein dephosphorylation; cilium assembly. The transcript has 10 exons. The record is from RefSeq and is a predicted model, not a curated record. The coding region runs from base 176 to 2428 and encodes 750 amino acids.
UGCCGGCUUCGGGCGGCCGGCUUCGGGCGUGUGGGAACGGCGGCGUCCGGUGCCCGCGCCCGGCCCGCCCUGGCCGCCCGCGCCCGCCUUCCCAGGACAGAGGAGAAGGACUGGAGUCCCGCGGAGCCGCCUGCGCGAGGGACCCGCAGUCUGGAGCAGGAUAAAAGAGGCUGCCAUGGCUGCAGGAGUCUUAGCUCCAGAUGAACAACCGUAUUCCACACUGGCGAAUCACAGUGGAUAUGCUAUGAACAUGGAAGGAAAUUCAGGACGCCCAACACCAAAGUACACGAGAGUAGGAGAGCGUUUGCGGCAUGUCAUCCCUGGACAUAUGGCAUGUUCCAUGGCGUGCGGCGGCAGGGCUUGCAAGUAUGAGAACCCAUCCCGCUGGAGCGAGCAGGAGCAAGCCAUCAAGGGGGUUUACUCAUCCUGGGUCACUGACAGCAUCCUAGCCAUGGCCCGGCCGUCCUCUGAGCUCCUCGAGAAGUAUCAGAUCAUCGAGCAGUUCCUCAGCCAUGGCAUAAAAACCAUCAUCAACUUGCAGCGCCCAGGAGAGCAUGCGAGCUGCGGGAACUCUCUGGAGCAAGAAAGCGGCUUCACAUACCUUCCAGAAGCCUUCAUGGAGGCUGGCAUUUAUUUCUACAAUUUUGGAUGGAAAGAUUACGGUGUAGCUUCUCUUACCACCAUCUUAGACAUGGUGAAGGUGAUGACAUUUGCCUUACAGGAAGGGAAAGUAGCCAUCCACUGUCACGCUGGGCUUGGUCGAACAGGUGUUUUAAUAGCAUGUUAUCUAGUUUUUGCAACAAGAAUGACUGCCGAUCAAGCAAUCAUAUUUGUGCGAGCGAAGCGGCCCAAUUCCAUACAAACCCGGGGACAGUUGCUCUGUGUCCAAGAAUUCACCCAGUUUCUGACCCCUCUCCGCAAUAUCUUCUCCUGCUGUGAUCCGAAGGCACAUGCCGUCACCCUAGCCCAGUAUCUGAUCCGCCAGCGUCAUCUGCUUCAUGGCUAUGAGGCACGGCUUCUGAAACAUGUACCAAAAAUUAUCCACCUAGUGUGCAAACUGUUGCUGGACCUGGCAGAGAACAGGCCAGUGGUGAUGAAGGAUGUGUUUGACGGACCCGGUCUGUCUGCUGAUAUUGAAAAGACAGUGUCGGAGAUGGUUACGAUGCAAGUGGAUAAAGAAUUGCUGAGGAACAGCAGCGCUGCGUCUGACCCAUUUAGGCCCCCGGCAGGAGUAGCAGAGUUUGAGACUCAGGACACAGUUCUUUCCAAUGAGCAGGAGUUUGGCCCACUCUGGAAGAGGCGGAAUGUUGAGUGCCUUCAACCCCUGACAUGUCUGAAAAGGCGACUCAGUUACAGUGACUCAGAUUUAAAGAGGGCCGAGUCUCUCCUGGAACAAGGGGAGACCCCGUGGACGGGACCGGCCCAGGUCUUGCUCUGCCACAGCUUCAAGCAGCAAAAGGCCAUUGGCCACUGUCCCGCAGCACAGUCUCCAGAGGUGGACAUCAGUAAGGAUGCAUCCGUCCAUGGUACAUUUUCUUUCUGGAAUCAUUCCAAGUGUGGCGACAUGCAAGAGCUCAGAGAGGACAGGCUGUCGCGUUGCCCCAGGAGGAGCCCUGCCAAGGAGGUGCAGCGGAGCAGAACCUUCUCUGUGGGUGUCUCAGGCUCACCUGGGCCUGGGGAGCAAGCCACACCCAGCUGUGCAGAUGGCCAGAAGAAUCCGAGCACUGCUCACCCACAGGUGGCCCACUGUCAGUGUGAAUCUCAUGGUGGCUGGGGCCUCAGCCCGGUCAAGGAGGGUAGGCCUUUCUGUAGCCCUCUAGACUGGAGCUCUGGGCCCCAGGUACAGUCCCCAGGUGGGCAUGAAGCUCAGGAGAGCAAAGACCUUCCUGAAGCAGCAUCAGAACUGAGUGUGGAAGCACGAAGAAUACUGGCGGCAAAAGCCCUGGCUAAUUUAAAUGAGUUUGUAGAAAAGGAAGAAGUGAAAAGGAAGGUAGAGAUGUGGCAGAAAGAACUGAAUUCCCGAGAUGGAGCCUGGGAAAGAAUAUGUGGUGAGAGAGACCCUUUCAUCCUGUGCAGCUUAAUGUGGUCUUGGGUGGAGCAGCUGAAAGAGCCCGUGCUCACCAAGGAGGAUGUGGACAUGCUGGCCGAAAGCCAGGUGGAGGCCGCGGAAGCCCUCUUCUUGUUACAGAAGGGACAGCACCAGACCAUCCUUUGCAUCUUGCAUUGCCUCGUGAACCUGAAGACGAUUCCUGCGGAGGUGGAGGAAGCUUGCCUCGCCCAUGCCAUUAAAGCGUUUACUAAGGUUAAUUUUGAUUCUGAAAAUGGACCAGUAGUUUACAACACUCUGAAAAAAAUAUUUAAGCACACAUUGGAAGAAAGAAGAAAAAUAACAAAAGACAGUGCAAAGGCUGGCUUCUAUGGAAACUGAGUUUUCACUCAUGCUGCGUAUUUCGGAGCAGACCUGAGGGCUCAGAUGACCUUUCUGUUGCACGAGAAUGAGCGGAAGUGUGUGCAGCUGCUUUCUCUCGUAGCAUUUGAUUUUGAAUGCUGUUGGUUUGUGCUGAGAAUGCUCAUCCCUGUUUAGAGGGAUUAUUUAUUUAAAAAUAUCUUUGAGCUACAUUUCUGUUUCGAAAAUUUGCCACAAGUUGGUGCCACUUUGUUUUAUUUAUUUGACUGAAUGAAUAUUAUUAACAUUUCAAGUACAUAGUGUUUACAUUUCUUUUUGACGUUUUUGGAAGAAGUUGUAAUUCUUCUUUGCAAAAUACUUACUGUCUUGCUAGAACUCUGCCUGGAGAUUAUACCAAAUGGAUGAUUUUAGUAGCAACACCUCACUGAGUGUUCAUCCCUCCCACCCCCAACGUAAGAAUCCUGACCUAAGAAAAUCACCAAGUGUCUUAAACUGUUUUAUAUUUGUUACUGAGAAGGCUAUUGAUAUAACGUUUUUAAGGGGGUUUUUUUUAAGUGUUUGAAAAUUUCUGAUUUUUGCUUUUCUUUUUCUAACUGUGAACCAAGAGUUCCAAAGUUGCUGUUUACCAGAUUGAUUGGGUCGACCAGGAAGCGGUGGGGGUAUUUUACUCAUAGAAAGCAGAGCUGCUUUUCCGUGAGGCUUCCAGAUGCCCCAUCAGCCUUGGCUGCCGUCCCAAGAGCAGCUAACCAGCUAAAAGCAGACACACCAGGCUGUGCCACAUCAGAGGCAGGCAGUGGGCAACAUGGCUCCCAGGCGGACUUGUCUUUGUCCUCCCAGGAGCUUCACAGCCUCCCAGGAGCUUCACAGAAGGGAUGCUUGUGCAAGAUGGAGGUUCUGGGCCAGCACUUCAUUCUGACACUGCAGUCUGCACUGGAGACUGGUGGGGCUAGAGGAAUUCAGGGUCAGGCUGCUGUCUGCUGACGGGGUUUUAACCAAGAAGCCUGGUCUAGGCCCCAUAUUUCUAAAUAUAUAUACCCACACAGGCUAAUCUCAGGGCUAGGUUGUUGGUUGCUUUCUGUUAGGAGAAUAUGAUUUUUUUUAAGUGAAUUGGACCCAUUCCCAUUGAAUUCACACUGGUUUCCUUAAAGGCCAAACUUUAGAUCAACAAUUGAAGCCAUACUUUUUCUUGAGUUAAUAUGUGGCAAGAACUGAGGCCAAGGCACAGAAAGAAUCAUUUUCCUAAGAAAGGGGAUGUUAAGCGCAAUGCUUGCAAAUUAAAGAAGUUAGUACUUAAAAGAUGGAAUUUCAGGGGAAACAAGACUAAUUUGGAACAAAUGAAAUUUCCCCAACUCCUACAUCUCAAAUUUAAACUCUGGCACAUGAAAAAUAUUUUAGUCAUUGUUGGUCUUGCUAACACUAAUGACAAAUGCUAAAUACAGUUUCUUCCAUACCAUUUGCAUUUUCUUAGGAAAUCAAAUCCAGUGAGUGUUAAUGAACUGUCUUACCUGCUUCUGAACUAUCUUAUUUUCAAAGUGCCUAGCAA